Messenger RNA from Bipolaris sorokiniana ND90Pr, 825 nucleotides. RefSeq lists its product as uncharacterized. The record is from RefSeq and is a predicted model, not a curated record. Bases 39 to 332 code for a protein of 97 amino acids. NCBI's taxonomy places the organism in Eukaryota, Fungi, Ascomycota, Dothideomycetes, Pleosporales, Pleosporaceae. The transcript has a single exon.
GGGGGGGGGGGGGGGCGGGAGUUGUAGUACAUAUAGAGAUGGGCGAGACACAACGAAACUGGUCGGUCUGGUCCUUCUUUUUGAUGGUGGUGAUGGGGGGGUGUUCCAUUCAACCAGUGCAUGAUUAUGUUUUGCAAACGGGCAAGUCACACAUCGAAAUGGUCUGUACGUACUAUAGCGAGGGAUUGCGCGAUGCGUAUGCCAUGGCGUUUUAUGGUAUUCCCGAUCCGAAAACAUGCGCACGCUCACCGAUCACAGCAACAUUCGGCAUUGCAAAAACAAGCAUGCCAACGGCUUCUCCACUACAAAGCAUCCAAGGGGGGCCCUUUUAAUUUGUGAGAUUUUUUCAUUUUUUAGGUUUCAAAAGGAUUUUUUGUCCUCCACUCCCACCAACACCCUCCCUCUAUCGAACCGGCCAAAACUCCAUAAGACAUGGGAAAAGCAAGUUAAAAGAAGGAAGAGUUACAACGACAACAACAAAACAAACAUCUGGCUUUCUCUCUAACGCCCUGGUUACUAUGCGACAUAAAUGGUCCCUCAAAAAAACCCCAAUGCGACUUUGCUGUUGGCGGGAAACAACAGCAGCCCAAGUCCAGCUAAAAGCUUUCUAACCGCUUUCAAUACUACUCAAAUAGUAUACACGCACACACCCUCCGGAACCUAGUAGAGUAAGAGGAGGAGCAUGGUAAAAGAUAACCUGGAAAUUCUUCCAGACAUGCGAAAUCCAGAUAUGCAACAAUGCGCACUCGUUUUGAGCAAAAACUCCGCUAAAAUAAAACACGCGACUACAACCGAGUCUGGAAAAACGUUGCGCAGCUCUAUGAA